Molecule: messenger RNA, 5125 nt
Organism: Mytilus trossulus (common blue mussel)
Lineage: Eukaryota; Metazoa; Mollusca; Bivalvia; Mytilida; Mytilidae
Product: beta-1-syntrophin-like
Exons: 6
Coding region: 12-1463 (483 amino acids)
Cellular component (GO): intracellular anatomical structure; dystrophin-associated glycoprotein complex
Molecular function (GO): structural molecule activity; protein binding
Source: RefSeq, a predicted model, not a curated record
CACGUGAUACGAUGGUUGUCAAAAUGGCGGCUGGUCUGCCAAGAUCUGGGCUGUUCGAAGUAUAUAUUCGACAGCAAUGGUGCAGAGUUUACGUUACUUUAAAUGAGGAUUCGUUGACUUUAACACUUGAUGAAAAUCCAGAGUUAGCAAAUAGCACUCUUGGAUCAUCAGAUGCAUCUAGCACACUUCCUAAAACGGACCAGUUACCAGACAGUCUCGCCGGGCAAAAACGUCUUGUGAGAGUGGUUAAAGAGGAACAGAAUGGCCUUGGAAUCAGUAUAAAAGGUGGCAAAGAGAAUAAAAUGCCAAUUUUAAUAAGUAAAAUCUUCAAAGGAAUGGCGGCAGACAAAACUGAAAAGCUCUAUGUAGGAGAUGCUAUUUUGUCUGUAAAUGGUGAAGAUCUAAGGGAAGCAACUCAUGAUGAUGCUGUAAAAGCAUUGAAAAAGGCCAAAAAAGUUGUAGAUAUAGAAGUGAAGUAUAUAAGAGAAGUGAGUCCAUAUUUUAGAAAGACCUCAGCAUUGAAUGACUUAGGUUGGGGAGGUCAAGAAGCACAGAGAGAUGCUGCCCGGGCAAACUGGAAUGAAUCAAAGACAAUCCCAUUAAAAUUAUGUUAUUUAUGUAGAAAUCUUAGUAUGGCAGAUCCUGAAAGAAAAACUUUAGAACUCAAUUCCCCUGAUGGGAAAAGUUCCUGUAUAUUAAGGUUUCCAGAUCCUGGAACCGCCUCAGAAUGGUUCAAUCUAAUCCAUGCUAAUGUAGCUAUUUUGAUGAGACAAUGUAUAGAGGAAGCCAACCACAUAAUGAGUUCAGCUCCUAACUCAGGGGAGAUCAAACACAUUGGAUGGUUAUCUGAACAGCUAUCUAAUGAGCAAGGUACCCCCACCUGGAAACCAGUAUUCUUAGCUGUAACAGAUAAAGAUUUAAUGAUGUAUGACACAGCUCCUUGGAGUAAAGAAGAAUGGGCCACACCAUUUCAAAGUCAUCCAUUACUGGCUACAAGACUAAUUCAUUCUGGUCAGAGAACUAACCCAAUGACCGGUGGAGAUUUAGUGACCUUUGGUACUAGAUGUGGCACAAGAAAUGGUGUGGAAAUGCAUGUAUUUAGGGUAGAAACACAAAGAGACCUGGCAUAUUGGUCCAGAGCAUUAGUCCAAGGAUCACAUGGAGCUGCAGUAUUGAUUAAAGAAGUUAGCUGUGUAUGUACUUGGCAGAACCAAGAAGCCAGACUAAAUCUACACUAUGAAAAUGGUUUUACCUUAUACCAUGCAAAUGAUGAUAAGAUAUUCUGGUCUUUUCCGUAUGAAAAGUUACGAAUGUCAGGAGAUGACGGCAACAGGUUGAUGUGGUUAGAUUUUGGGACAGAUGGAGAACAUGAACUGGAUCUGCAGACCUGUCCAAAACCUAUUGUGUUUGUUCUACAUACAUUUUUGUCGUCAAAGGUCAAUCGACUUGGAUUGGUAGCAUGAUAAAAGCUGGAGGAAAUAUCUGAAUACAGAAAGGAAAUUAAUUUAGAUAUUUUGAAGACAAUUUUUUAAUUUUAUAAAGGAAAAAGCUUUAAAAAGGAACGUGUACAAUUGCAUGAUGGUGUACAGUUUCUAAACAGAUGUAAUUAGAUGCUAUAGGGGACUCAUUGUUAUGCAGAUAAAAGUUCAACAGUAAUGUAACAUCAUGCAGCAAUAUAUAUUUUGUAUUACAAAUGUAUUAACCAUUUUUUCUUUCAAAAGCUUUUUAUAUAUUUUAGAAAUAUAUAUUUUGUAACAGAAAUGGUUAGGAUUGCACACUGACAGAAAAAGUAGACUAAAAAUAAGGAAAAUAGAUUUUUGACUUAGUAUAUAAUAUAAUACACAAGGAAUUAGAUUUUUUCUAGAAUCAAAAUUAAAGUGUUGCACUCGAGUUUAUCAUAAAAGAAAGCCACUGUGGUCAGGUGGUAGAUUAUAUUCCAGAUAAAAAUUAAUAAUGGGAGAUAACUCAAGUUAAGCUUAGAAAAUUCAUCUAGCCUUGGUUCUUUGCAUUUGUUCCUGAACUUGUUUACCAGUUUUUGGUAUCUUAUGAUUUAUAGUAACAAAUUUGAAAAAAAAAAAAAAAAUCCAGAUAUAAAAUUUGCCUGAAAAUGUUUUAUGACUCACUAAAAAUAUUUCAUGUUUUUUAAACAUGUUUAAGAAACUAUACUUUUUUUUAGAUAAUUUUUAUCAACAUGGAUAAUGAAAUGAUAUCCUUUUACUCUUUAUAUUCUACAUACAUAUAUUAGUUAUUGAUUACUUUUAUGUAUCAUUUACUGAAAAAGGCUAUAUAUGGAUGAACUGCAAAUGCUUGUUUGAUGUCAUUUCUACAAAUUUGUGUUUUAAAAAACCCAUUUAUGAAUCCAUGUGUUUUGAAAGAUUCGAUUUGUUAUAUUUAACAUUUAUUAUUUCUUGCCAUAUAAUGAUCCAUUUAUAAAAUUAUUUAGGUCUCCAAUGCUAUUUAUAGAUAUUUUAUUUAUAUAUGUUAUAGUUAUUUUAGUUUUCUAUUUUUUAUGUUUUAUGUUAUUUUAUGUAGAUAUUAAGCAUUUACAUAAGGUUAUAGAUAUAGUUUUAUUUAUUUGAUAUUGAUACUAGAGCCUAUAGUAUUCCCUUUUUAAUAUUAUUUGGGAUAGGGGGAAGCAGAUGGGGUUGGAGACAUUAUCAUUGGAUUUUGUAACCAAUACAGGAAAGAUAACUUUACAUUUAAAAGUUUUAUCUUGAUGUUGUUCAGAAAAAACAACAUGGCAAUAUUUUUCUCCCACAAAAGUUGUUCUGAUCCCCACACCUAAACCACAUAAAUUCUGAACUGCCAUGACAAAUGUUUGAAUUGUUUCAUCUUGGUUUCUCAAGGCACUCUAUAAGAGUUUUGUAUUUAUAUGAAAUAAAGAGUAGAUUAAAAAGGGCAUAUUUUUUUGUUAUAUUAUUAUGAAAAAGCAUUUUGAAAAAUAUAUUUUAGUCAAAUAUAAAAACAUUCUAUUUAUAGAAAAUUCUAGUCAUAAUCUUUCAAGAAUUUUCAAAUUAUAAUUUGGUUAUAUAAGGUUUUCAUAAUGUUAUGACUAAGGCUUGAAAGUUUGUAUUUGGAAGAUUUUGUUUGACAGAUUGUAAUUCAUAGAAAUGAGUGUUAGACACAUUUUUUAGUUAAUUAAGUUAUGUAUGAAUUUACUGAACAAAAGUGGUUAAAAGACUUAAUUGUAUUUUUUUUAAUUUGCUUUUAUUUUCAAAAUUUUACAUUCUCAAUAUAUUUGAAUCCUCAUUAUGUACAUGUAAGACAUAUUUUCUUGUUUUAUGGCCAUUUAAAAUACAUUUGUGACUUUUAAUAAAUGUCUGUCAAGUGAAUUGAAAGCUAAGUGUAUUAAAUCAUAGAUGCUUAUCUACUUUAUAGUGAACGUUUUUCAUUUUUUUUCUAAAUUUCCUAGGAAAAAUUAAUUAAGCAAGUUUUAAGUAAAAAUUAUUAUGAAAUGUUAAAAUGAAAUAAGUUGAAAGUUGAUAGUUUUCAUUCAGGGAAAAUGUAAUUCACAACAUGACUAUAUGAUUUCAUUGUAAAUGUUUGGCCCCAAGUAUAGGUGUGUGAGAGUAGACACUUGAGUUGCAUCUUUCUAGUGACAGAAAUGGCAUUGUAAUAUAGAUUUUUGAAACAUACAAUUGAUUGUAGAAUCAUGAAGAUAAGGAUAUCUAUCAUGAUGAUCUACCAUGGCUAGGUACAUUGUGUUUCUACUCAUAUAUUUUGUAGUCAUAUAAUAGUUUUUAUAACGUUAGUAAUAAUAAUCAUAUUCAAUGAAAGUUAUCCUUUUUAAUUAUUGUAAAAAAAUACAUGAAUAAUUUUGUCAUAUUUUGUAAAACAAUUAAAUUUUAUAAAGGUCUUGUGACAUGCAUCCUUACACAUGUGAUUAUAUGUCUCUAACAAUUAGUUAAAAUAAUUAUUUUAUGUUAAUGCUACAGGUUAUGUGUAAUAAGCUGAUAUUUGGUAUGCUUUUGUAAUAUAUGGAAUAUUUUAAAAGAUUAGUUAUAUCCUUUUACAUAGCAUUUCAUAGAUAUAGAUGUCUCAGAUUAUAUAUAGUUUGCUAUGGUCAGGACAUGAAUGCUCACGAUAUCUAUUUAUGUAAUUUUUCCAAUUCAGCCUCCUAAAAAAUAUGUUUAUAUUAUCAACAGUCUGAAAACUGGUUCUUUGUGUUACACACUCUGACAGUAAAACAAGGAAACAUAUUUGCUAAGGUAAACAAUGCUUGAAAUAGGUAUGUCUUUCUGCAAUACCAUAAUAUGAUAAUAAUAAUUCUAUUGAGGAAGAAUAUAGAUAAAAUAUGUAUUCAUUAUUAUUUGUUGUACACUACUUUAUUUUGUGGAGUACAUUGAUAAAGAUUGAAUACAAAGUUGGGUGUUUAUAGAAAUUGAAAUUUUCUGUAGGGUUAUAAUGAAAAUUUGCUAUAAACUAAAUAGAAAAAUGAUAAACCACAAAAAAAUUUGUAGACAUGACUAUUAAUCUGCAAUAUUUCAUGGAUAUAAGGUUAUAAAUCAGUGUUUUUGUGUUAUUAAGUAUCUUUCCACUGCAUAUUUAAUGUUGUCAAUAAUUUUUGUGUGAUAUUAAAGCUAGUCUGCUUUUAUUGUUUAUUAUAAUUUAAGAAAGUUGCUUUAAAUGGUUUAGUGUUUAUUAAUCUAGGUUUUGAAAGCAUUAUUCAGUAUUGAAUUUGUAAACACGACAAUCUGCUGGAAAGAAAAGAAAAAUAAUAUGCAAGUACCUUUAUAUCCUCACUGUGUGGUGCUACAAAAAAAUAUGAUGGACAACUUAUAUUCCAAACCUGUUGUUUAAGUCUCCUGCAAUAGUCAUUGGUCUUCUGUUCAGAACAUUGAACACCCAUGCAAGUCAUCUGUUAUGAUUGUAAGGUCAGAUCUUUAAGAUUUUGUGCUCUGGUCUGUUUUGAAAAUUUGCAGUUGAGGUUUUACAGUACAAUAUCAUAAUAUAUAUAUAAAAGAUAUUGACAAAAUGUAUACUCACUGUUAAGUUUUCAGUCAAUCUAUAAGAGGAAGCAUAAAUAACACUGAUUUCCAUGCUUAAUAGUACAGUCAUGUUAAUGCAAUCAAGUUUAACUAUAACCAUUUAUGUAAGUAUUUUAAAUCAUUUAUAUUUGAUUAAG